Lethenteron reissneri (Far Eastern brook lamprey) is the source of this 11217-nucleotide messenger RNA. RefSeq names its product plasma membrane calcium-transporting ATPase 2-like. Gene Ontology annotation, cellular component: plasma membrane; intracellular membrane-bounded organelle. The record is from RefSeq and is a predicted model, not a curated record. NCBI's taxonomy places the organism in Eukaryota, Metazoa, Chordata, Hyperoartia, Petromyzontiformes, Petromyzontidae. Gene Ontology annotation, molecular function: PDZ domain binding; ATP hydrolysis activity; P-type calcium transporter activity. Gene Ontology annotation, biological process: regulation of cytosolic calcium ion concentration; calcium ion transmembrane transport.
GAGCGUGGCUUUACCGGGGAGGCUCCGCCAAUAGCGCCACUCGCCGUUGGCUGUAAGGAACUCGCGGGCACGACGAAGGCGAUCCUGCAGAACGCCGUCGUCGUCACUGAACCCACGAGUGGCUCGAACGCCUCCCUCUCCCCACCUCCACGCUCCCUGCUAUCGCUGCGGAGAGGGAAACGCUCCCGGCCCCGCAGGACGUGAUGACAACCAUCCAACGGCAGUCACCUCCCACCCAACCCCAAAAAAAUAAGAACGGCGCCUGCCGUGCCAAGUUUGACGAAGGGGGCCGCUCGCCGUAGCCGCCGCCGCCACACGCGAGACGCCGCCCCGCGGACUUGGGCUCGAUUCCACGAGCGGCAUUGUUUCCCGACGACGCCGGCUGCCUGCUGGAGUGGGCGGCUCCACGUACGGGGGCCUCCGCGGGAGCUCUUCGCGUAGCUGCUCGGCUCGCCGGGGUGCCUCGAAGGCAUCCGGGGAGAAAUGUCGAGAGGGCUCUGCCUGCUCCGUGGCGGCUUGGAGCGGGCGGCGUGAGGCGGGCGUGGGUUCGAGGGGAUCGUCGUUGGAGGUUUGGGAGCGGCACGCCCGCGUGUCCUGGUGUCGUCGUGUUAUCGUUGUCGUUCGUUGAAGCCGUGGACAAUUUGAAUCGCUGAGGAUUCGUCUUUGUUGUGUUUUGGUUGGGAAAAUCAAGAGAAUGAAGAAAAUCAGAGAACUUUCAAACGCCAAAUGAAAUUGCUGCCGCUUAUUUUUUUGAAGAAUCAAAGACAAACAUCAUCAUCGUAAUUCGUCAUUACAAAAUCUCACAUUAAAACAACAACGCACACACGCACGCUUCCUACGAAGGCCACGGGGAACCCAAAGUCCGACUGCGCUAUUUUAACGAGCGACAAGCGAGCGAGCCCCGAUGGCCGCCAACAACGGCUCGGAGGCCCUGUCUCCGAGGUCGGAUGGCUCGGAUGGCGGGCAAUUCGGCUGCUCCCUCAUGGAGCUGCGCUCCCUCAUGGAGCUCCGCGGUGAGACCGCCCUCCACGACAUCCAGCAGAAGUACACGGACGUGCCGGGGCUGUGCCGCCGUCUCAAGACCUCGCCCACCGACGGGCUGAGCGACAGCGCGAGCGACCUGGAGAGGAGGAGGCAGGCGUUCGGCAGAAACGUCAUCCCCCCGCAGAAGGCCAAGUCCUUCCUGGAGCUCGUGUGGGAGGCCCUGCAGGACGUGACGCUCAUCAUCCUGGAGAUCGCCGCCAUCGUCUCCCUCGGCCUCUCCUUCUACCGGCCGCCCGAGGAGAGCAGCGAUGAGUGCGGCACACUGGCGGGCGGCGGCGGCGGCGACGACGGCGAGGCGGAGGCCGGCUGGAUCGAGGGCGUCGCCAUCCUCUUCUCGGUGGCCGUCGUGGUGCUCGUCACGGCGUUCAACGACUGGAGCAAGGAGCGCCAGUUCCGCGGCCUCCAGAACCGCAUUGAGCAGGAGCAGAAGUUCUCCGUGGUGCGCAACGGACAGGUCGUGCAGAUCCCCGUGGCCGAGAUCUCCGUCGGCGACGUGGCCCAGGUCAAGUACGGUGACCUCCUGCCGGCGGACGGCGUCCUCAUCCAGAGCAACGAUCUGAAGAUCGACGAGAGCUCGCUCACCGGCGAGUCCGACCACGUGAAGAAGUCGGCCGACAGAGACCCCAUGCUGCUGUCGGGCACGCACGUGAUGGAGGGCUCGGGCCGCAUGGUGGUGGCCGCCGUGGGCAUGAACUCUCAAACGGGCAUCAUCCUCACGCUCAUGGGGGCGAGCGCCAUGGAGGAGGAGGCGACGCCCAAGAAGGACAAGAAAGCCGCCAAGGCGACCAAUAAGAGUGGAGGUCGCCCCGACAGCAAGGGGCAUUCGGCACACGCAGGCAAGAAGCCAGCCGGAGAGACGGGCGACAUGGAGCAAGGGAAACCAGCCACCAAUGACGUGGAUAUGGAGCUGGAACCCCUGAGGGACGUUGAGGCCGCCGUGGAGGAUGGCAGCGGUGGUGCACGCAAGAAGAAGUCUUUUACCCCCAAAAAGGAGAAAUCUGUGCUGCAGGGAAAACUCACGAAGCUGGCCGUGCAGAUUGGCAAGGCCGGCCUGGUGGUGUCGACCAUCACGGUCAUCAUCCUGGUGCUCUACUUCGUGAUCGACACGUUCGUGGUGCAGGGCCGCCCGUGGCAGUCCGAGUGCUCGCACGUCUACGUGCAGUACUUCGUCAAGUUCUUCAUCAUCGGCGUCACCGUGCUCGUCGUCGCCGUGCCCGAGGGGCUGCCCCUGGCCGUCACCAUCGCGCUGGCCUACUCCGUCAAGAAAAUGAUGAAGGACAACAAUCUGGUGCGGCACCUGGACGCUUGCGAGACAAUGGGCAACGCCACGGCCAUCUGCUCCGACAAGACGGGCACCCUCACCACCAACCGCAUGACGGUGGUGCAGGCGUACGUGGGCGGCGUGCACCAUCGCCGCGUGCCGGGGCCCGACGUCAUCCCCGAGCCUGUCAUGGACCUCCUGGUCACCGGCAUCUCCGUCAACUCGGCCUACACCACCAAGAUCCUGCCUCCGGAGAAGGAGGGCGGCCUGCCCCGGCAAGUGGGCAACAAGACGGAGUGCGCCCUGCUGGGGCUCGUGCUGGAGCUGGGCCAGGAGUACGCGCCGGUGCGCGACGAGGUGCCCGAGGAGGCGCUGUUCAAGGUCUACACCUUCAACUCGACGCGCAAGUCCAUGAGCACCGUCAUCCGCACGCCCGAGGGAGGAUACCGCCUCUACAGCAAGGGCGCGUCGGAGAUCCUGCUCAAGAAGUGCAAGCGCAUGCUGGGAGGCGACGGCACCGUGGCCCCGUUCGGGGCGCGCGACCGGGAGGACGUGAACGGCAGCGUCAUCGAGCCGAUGGCCAACGACGGCCUGCGCACCAUCUGCCUGGCGUACCGCGACUUCCCGCCGGGCGGUGCGCCGGACUGGGAGAGCGAGGGCGACGUGGUCGCCGACCUCACGUGCGUCGCCAUCUGCGGCAUCCAGGACCCCGUGCGGCCCGAGGUCCCGGAGGCGAUCCGUAGGUGCCAGCGAGCGGGCAUCACGGUGCGCAUGGUGACGGGCGACAACAUCAACACGGCACGCGCCAUCGCCACGGCCUGCGGCAUCCUGCCCGCGGGCGGAGACUUCCUGUGCAUGGAGGGGAAGGAGUUCAACCGGCGAAUCCGCAACGAGCACGGCGAGAUCGAGCAGGAGCGUCUGGACCGCGUGUGGCCCAACCUGCGCGUGCUGGCGCGCUCCUCGCCCACGGACAAACACACGCUCGUCAAGGGGAUCAUCGACAGCAACUUCGGGGUGCAGCGGCAGGUGGUGGCCGUGACGGGGGACGGGACGAACGACGGGCCGGCCCUCAAGAAGGCCGACGUUGGAUUCGCCAUGGGCAUCGCGGGCACCGACGUCGCCAAGGAGGCGUCGGACAUCAUCCUGACGGACGACAACUUCAGCUCCAUCGUGAAGGCGGUGAUGUGGGGGCGCAACGUCUACGACAGCAUCUCCAAGUUCCUGCAGUUCCAGCUCACGGUCAACGUGGUGGCCGUCAUCGUCGCCUUCACGGGGGCCUGCAUCACGCAGGACUCCCCGCUCAAGGCCGUGCAGAUGCUGUGGGUGAACCUUAUCAUGGACACGCUGGCGUCGCUGGCGCUCGCCACGGAGCCGCCCACCGAGGCGCUGCUGCUGCGCCGGCCGUACGGGCGCAACAAGCCGCUCGUGUCGCGCACCAUGACCAAGAACAUCCUGGGCCACGCCGUCUACCAGCUCACCGUCAUCUUCACGCUGCUCUUCGCUGGCGAGAUGGUGCUGGACGUGGACAGUGGACGGCACGCUCCGCUGCACGCGCCGCCCUCGGAGCACUACACCGUGGUGUUCAACACCUUCGUCAUGAUGCAGCUCUUCAACGAGAUCAACGCGCGCAAGAUCCACGGGGAGCGCAACGUCUUCGAUGGCAUCUUCCGCAACCCCAUCUUCUGCAUUAUCAUCGUGGGUACCUUCGUCGUGCAGGUCUUCAUCAUCCAGUUCGGAGGGAAGCCCUUCAGCUGCGCCAGCCUCAGCCUGGAGCAGUGGCUGUGGUGCAUCUUCUUGGGAGUCGGAGAGCUGCUGUGGGGACAGGUCAUCGCGACCAUCCCGAGCUGCCGGCUGCCGUCGCUGAAGCGGGCGGCCACGGGCGACGAGCCGGACGAGCCGGGCUGGGCCGGGCCGACGCGUGAGCAGGAGCAGGAGGAGAUGGACCAGGCCGAGCAGGAGCUGAGGCGUGGCCAGAUCCUGUGGUUCCGCAGCACGAACCGCAUCAAGACACAGAUCCACGUAGUAAGAGCGUUCCGUAGCUCGCUCUUCGAGGGAUUCCAAAGCCCCGACCUCAGCGCCUCCAUCCACGAGUUCAUGUCCAUGCCAACCUACAAUAUGGCCGACUCCUACACGGAUCUACCGCUGGCUGUGGAGCAGGACCAGGCCGCCACUGCUGCCGCCCCCACGUACAGCUUUGAGAUUGCUCUCUAGGCCAGAACCUGUCAACCCUAAGCACCCUCUAGCAGUGAGAUAUAGAGAUUGUUUUACACGUGGAAGCUGCAGGUCAGGUGGGAGUGAGAGGGAGGUCUGUGCUGAAUGAGGGGUUCGGGCCAAGUGUUGGCACAUGUCCUGGCAUCCCUACGAUUGUCCUCUGUGUGAGGCUACUGUCCUAUGAAAUAUUUAAGUCUUCCCAGAACGUUAACAUUUCUGGUUCUUGUCAAUUGGGUAAUGAUACACAACGCAAGGCAAUGCAUUUACUUGUAGUUCUGCCCUCUUCUGAGGUACAAAGCAGUUGUUUUGUACCUCAGACGGUGGCAACUCAUAGACUGGUUAUUGAGAUUCCCAGGCCUGUUCGGAAUGGAAGAGCCCUUCAAUACACUCCACUGUUACUCGUCAACACCAGAAUGUCCAAGCGACACGAAAUUAUGAAUCUUUAAACGCUGUCUCUGGGCCCUGUCUCCAGGCUCGGUAGAUACACGGUUAACUAUUUAUAAAUACCCCACGAAGUAAUAGGGAAUUAUUAAGAAUCAGACAAAAACAAGCUACGUUAUUUGUAAUUCUCUACACUUCUUCCACCAAUCUCGGUAAAUCGUGUGACACUCUGCUCUGUCAGAAGAUAUGAGAGCCGUCGGCUUUCACAGUUCCGUAUUCUACUACCUGUUGAGAAGAAAGAUCCAGGGUCGUUAGAAAUCAGUGGGGUAUCUAUAAAUGAAUCACCUUGUACAAAAAAGAGGGCCCCCUACUUGCGGCCCAGCUCUGUGACCGUGCAUGCCCGUCGGUGUCACGGAGUUGUGCGUCACACGGCCGGGUACUUGUCGUGCAAAAAAAUCCACCCCCAAUUGAUUCGCUCCUUAAUAAUUCAUCGCACGCGUUUGAAGCAACAGCUGCCAUUAUGAAGCCACAUGCACUGUACGCUGAGCAAAAAUGACUGCACCUCAAUGAGCAAUAGGGUCUCUGUUGUGUCUUUGCCAGGGGGGGGGGGGGGGUUAUUACUGACGAGUGUACCACACACUACAACGUUACAGGCGAUCAUUAAGACACCGCGAACGCGAGUUGGGAUUUGACGUGUGCAUUGUUUAUAUUGCAUCGCUGUAGCCGUAGGCCCUGGAGUGUAACAGUUGUGGACAGUAAGAUAACGCGGAGUGGUCUGUAUAUGGUGCGUCUUCGAAAUACCAUUCUAAUCGGGGAUGACUGUCCCCCAUAUAUCCGUUUUUUUUUAAUCCCGUUAUUUUAAUGCAGGCCCAAUCGAUCCAAUUUUUACAAUGUGUAAUGUUAAUUUGACAUUUUUUUAAAAGGGUAACUUUUACAUCAACGCAGCUCUGAUGUUAUAUUGCGUGUACACAAUAAAAACGUAUGUACAAACAAUACAGUCUAAAAUAAAUGGAAACAAAAAAAACAUUGAUGCCACCGAAAAUCACGAGACAUUAAUGGAUGGAACCCACAAUCGAAUGCUGCAGUUGAAGUAACUUCAGAGGAACAACAAAAAAACUGGGACUGCCUGGCGUGUGACAAUUCUGCCGAGUGCGGAGACGUGGCUAGCAAGUCAGUACUUUCUGUUUAAGCGUAAUUAGUGCCAUUUAAUUUUUGUUUCAAUCUCCCCCUUUCCCCCAUUUUUAUGGGUCCCAGUCAAAAAAAAUAUCCCGUUAUAUGCGGCCCUACGGGAAAUCCAAAAUUGUAAACAACGCGGAAACCCAGUACAACACAAACAUUAAUGCAGGCGAGAAAACAACUAAAUCAUGUUGGGAUGACCACAAUUUUCUCAACUUGGUUCUUUUGAGCUGAUGGGCCGACAGCUUCGGUGCAUCCAAUGCGAGUCUGUGUGCAUUGUAAUCUCCACGGUGUAUAUCCAUCCACGGUUUUUUCCAGGACACACACUGCACGUAUCAUCAUACAUCUGGAUGCAUGCGGCUUCUACAGCAGCAGGUGGUACGUGCAGUCCAGAGGAAAUACUGUUUCUCGGUUCAGGGGCUUGUAUACUGCCCAGAGCUCUGGAGUUGUGUAUUGUUUUCAGUAAAUGCAUGGCUUCUACCGUUCUUGAUGUAGGUGUCUUGCAGAGACUGUAAUGAACGUCCAGCUGUUUUGUACUCGCAACUCCGGGAUAUGACCCGUCAAUUAUGAGUACAUUUGACCGUAUGAGGUGCAUGCUCAAAUGUGUAAAGGUACCACCCCCCCCCCUCCCCACGCCUAAACCUUGUGACGGAACAAGGGGUGACCUCGAUAAUAUAAUCCAACUUUCGAAAGUGGAGUCUUCUGUGACUUAUCUGCUGCUGCUACUACUCGUGUGUGUGUGUGCGGCGAGGUUUGAACUGAUCUGAGCAGGAAUGAAAGCGUCAAUUUAUAACCAUCGCCACUUUUGUUUCAAGCAGAGAUUCACUGCCCCCUUGUGGGAGUUUUCUUUGAAUGCAGUCGCGUGAAGUGGGAGCAACCCUUGAGGUUUGUUAUCACAUAACUGGGUGUAGUUGUUAUAUUAUUGGUUCUUUCGGUAAAAUGAUGUAGAUAGAAAACAAACAAAAAUGAUAAAAUAAGUAAAUACAAAUUUGAAAAUAAUAAAAGCAAAAAACCCACGACGUUUCAAUCGCAACACAAGCGGUCUUGAAUUAUUAUUCAAAAUGUAACUACAUUUUGUAACGACGACAUUAUUACAUUAAUAAAACCUUCCAGGUGCGUAGAAGCACCCUUAGGUUCCGCUUGAGAGUAGCUGACCAGAGAUUGCACCUACUUUUAGACGGUUGGCUACGUACGGUGCGAAAGAAGUUGCGCAUGCAUACAUGCUUAGUAUGUUGGUGGAGGGAACACUGAGGCAGGUGCUCGGGUGGGAUGUUCCAGACCUUUUUUCGUGAACCAACUCACUAUCACCUCUCAAAACAAAUUUGCGGACCACCCCAAUAGCAUUUUUUUUUAUAACAAAAAAAAGUGUCUGCAAAAGUUUGGCGGACCACCGGUGGUCUGUAGACGCAAGGGGUUAGGAACCGCUGCGCUCGGGGAAGAUACAGCACCAUCAAUCUGAGCGGACGUCGAACUUUAAAAAAGAUCGGACGUUGAAAAUGACAGAGAGAAGUGGAGAGAGCAUGGCAAGGAUAUGUUGGUGGAGUGAGCGGUCGUGGCCCCAACGCCCAAUAUGGCAAGCGACUAGAAAAAUAAGAACAUUGUGAUUUAAGGUGUUUUGACUUAAAUGGAUCCUGGAAUAUUUCAUAACUUAACGUUGAAUUGUCAUGUUUAUUUUUUUUACAAAGUAAUGGCGUCACUACUUGUUUUUUAUUUAACCAAUAAGUGUUGCGGCUUUGUGCGUUGCUCAGAGGUAGGGAAGGGGAGCAGACAAGCACGAGUAGAAACACUGCCACGUGUUAGCUGUCAACUGUUAUCAUUCACUUCACCAAUGAGCCAUUUCACAUGCAGACACUUGCAGUGGCGUAGCUAGGAUAAUUUGCGCCCGGGGACGAACUAUAAAAAUUGGCGCUCCCCCCCGUUUAAUCACAUACCAAAAUGUAAUUACAUGACAUGUCGGCUGUGUGUGGCGGGAUAUAUAAACUUUUAGGUUGAGGUGUAGAUUUGUGCAGUAGUUUCAGGCUGCCGCGCCCGCCGCAAUAAGUUAUCAUGUCACGUUGUAAGCCUCAUUUUGGCGCCCCUUUACCUUGGCGCCCGGGGACAUAUGUACCCCCCUGCCCCCCCCCCCCCCCUAGCUACGCAUCUGGACACUUGGCGCCCACAUUUAGCUCAUCCACCCAGUGUGUAUCUGAAUGCUCUGUUCAUCAUGAUGCAUAUGCAGCCAGCCAUUGUGUCAAUCCACUACUGGAUGAGGGGCUUCCCCAAGGCGUUGCGGGUCGUGGGGGCUGUUUGACCAUACUUCACCACGCUGCUCACUGUGGCUUGGGGCGCUGCGGUGGCGAGAUGUUAACUACCUCGCUUGGUAUGGAGGAUGUCGUGGGUUCGAUCCUGACCCCAACGCCUGUAUAUUUGGAGUUUGCGUGUUCUCCCCGUGGUCGCGUGCAUUUUUCUCCGGGUCCUCCGGUUUUUCCCUCCACAUUUAGAAAUAUGAUUCCAGCGGGGUCAUGGAUUGUGUUGCAAUGCCCAAAACGUGGCUCCGCAGCUCCAUCGCAACUUGUUGCAUUGGGGUCGCCCAUCCAAUGAAUUAUCCAGGCUCAACCGUGCUUAUCUUCCCAAGUUUUUACGAAAUCUGAUGUAUUACGUGUGGCUUCGUCAGAGGCUCAUCAUAACAACCGAUGCUAUAUUUGACUUGUGAUUGUUCAGUACAAUUCCAGAAGAUAUUUUACCAAGCAUUCCGCUACUAAGAGCUAAAAGUGCAGCCCUGCAAGUGCUCGCUUACGUCACUGCUGGAGGAAAGGCCUCCACGAGAGGGGAGCUCAAGAGAGCCGCCCUCCUGAGGAAUUGGUGCCUACUUUUCCAUAAGCUAAUAAAGUAAAUAUUUCAUUCAAACGAAUUUUAACCUUAACAUAUAUAUUUAUAUUCUAUUAACCAAAUUUUACACGGUGAAUAUUCCUUCGCAUUCAUUUUUUAUUUGGUGAAAACGUGUCGAUGUUUCCAUUGCCUCCAAAUGGGGCAAUGAAAAUGUGUUGAGGCCAAGUGUGUCACGUUGUCAAUCUGCCCUGACAUGUAAAAAAGAAAAGUUCGUUUUAAAGCGAGUGUAUAGUCGUUUUAAAUCGAGUUGUAUAGUCAUUUAUUGUUUUUUUGUUUUUUUAUGUCGGUGGUGGGGAUGGCUCCGUAAUUGAAUGCCCCCCCCCGCCGACUCCCCCGUGCAGAGUUGUGAACUCUGCACGGGCACAUGGUGACAGCAGCACAGACGAGAGUUUAGAGAUCUUAACUAGAGUGUAGAGUAAACAAUUGUACUCAAGAAUAAGCAAACAUAUUAACGGCUUAUAAAUGACUUAGUUUUUGUUUGUUUAUGAAAGAGAAAGUGGUGGUUUGAGCCCACGUGGCCGGUUAUGCUCUUCCCCUGGUUAAAUCCACAUCUUAAUGCCAGUUAAGAGUUUGUAUAAUGACAAAUUACCGGAACAAGUGUUUUUUUUCCCCAUGAAAGUUACUGUACAGGUUUAUUUUUUAUUUUUUAGAUGUUAGAAAUACGGCUGAUAUAUUAAUUGCCUACAUUUAUUGUGUGAAAAUGUGGGCAACAUCAGCAGCAACCGCGUCACCAUUGCCACGGUGCUGCCUCGGAUGGAAGUUAAAGUGGUACACGAAUGAAGACGCCUGCAGCUGAGCUUGCACAGUCGUGAACGACUACUUACGGCGACAAUUAUACAUUUUAAACGUCUUAUCAUUCCGUGGCCUAACUCCAAAAAUCAUAUUGGCUGCGAAAACCGACGUGUGACGUUGAAGUCGUUAAAUCUGAAUCAGGUUUUCAGACUCGUGGAAUGCAGGAACCAAAAGCAGCCUGGUUUGAUUGCCUGUGGGAAUACAGCUUUUGUAAAUGAGCUGAAUACUGUCAGACAACAGUACCCUUCUAAAUUGUGUACAUUAAUAGUGCAACCCAAGGACGAAUUUCACGUGUUACCAAUUAACUGGAUCACGUUCCAAUCGUGCGAGGGUUAUGUAUGCAUGAACUGGUAUUGUGCAUCCCCAUGAGUCAUCAUGCCACCGUACAACUCCCCUGUUUUUGGGUGAUAUUUAUUUCCCCGUCCAAUUUGUCCAUCGCUAACACGUGGCGCGUGUGAGCGAGCGAGCGAGCGCGUGGACAUGCCGACACGACCAGAAAUCAUCCUAAAAAUGCACCAAUACUCGGGAUUGUUUUUUUAUUUAGCCGGAGGGUCAAAGUUCAACUCUAGAUCAACAACAGGCAUUUGAACAGUCGGGAAUAUGGGGCACGGUCCAUUUGGUGAGAGCAGUAUGCUGUGUGCUUAUUAUAAAUGUCUCUCCGAGCCAUUUCACGUUCAGCGACGCCAACAUUCCGAGACGUGGAACAAAAAUGGAGCACAGGUACUGCAAAUUGUGUUUUUAACAAAAACCAAAAAAAAUACCUGUGCUGGCCUUUGAUGCUUCACUGGCUGCUAGAGGUGAAUGUUCAUGAUGUGUGCUUUCAAAAAUGUCCUUGUAAAAUGUAACAGCAUCUUGUAUAUUAUAUAUUGCUUUGCCUGUACACCGUACAUUGAAAAUGUGUUGUGAUGACGCCUAUAUUUUUUGGGCACAUUAUCACCAAAAAUAUAAUUGUCCCUUUAACAGUUUCACAUGUAACAUAUGUGCAAACAAAUGUUGUCAGCAUUUUAAACGGAUGACGUAGUGAGGUUUAUGUAAGCCUGUGUUUUUAAACAUACUGUAAAAAAUAUAACAUGCUUAUAAUACGUGAACAGUAGUGAGUGUUUUGGGAAUAGGCUAAAGAAAUAAAACUACAAUUACGAUCGGGGUCCAAGCUGGAAUAGGCUGCAAGGGUGGGAUGGAUAUGAGAGGUUGGAGGUAUAUAUUGGGGAGUACGUUUUGUAGUUUAUUGACUAAAAUUGGUCAAAUUAGGCAGAGAAGGCAUUUUCGCAUUGGAGGGAGGUCCAGGCACUUCAUCACAGAAAAGCUGCUUUGGAGGGAAAACACCGAUGCAGUUUCUGCCAACUGAUGUAAAAUUUAGCUCAUAGUGCCUUUUUUAAAUUAUUUUUUUUCAACCAACUUUUGAACAUCGCAUGCAUUAUUUUGUGAUUACCAAUAAACUAAAUAAAUAAAUGCCCUAAUGAUCACGAACGUGUGAGUUUCCAAAU